This is a messenger RNA of Acanthochromis polyacanthus (spiny chromis), 1008 nucleotides long. It is a transcript of the gene med21, whose product is annotated as mediator complex subunit 21. The record is from RefSeq and is a predicted model, not a curated record. Gene Ontology annotation, biological process: regulation of transcription by RNA polymerase II. Gene Ontology annotation, molecular function: transcription coregulator activity. NCBI's taxonomy places the organism in Eukaryota, Metazoa, Chordata, Actinopteri, Pomacentridae. The transcript is spliced from 4 exons. Gene Ontology annotation, cellular component: mediator complex. The coding region runs from base 70 to 507 and encodes 145 amino acids.
AAUUCCGCGAGACUUAAUGCAUAAACUCUCGCGGCAACAGCAGCGGGAUUUUGUUUCAUUACAGAAAACAUGGCGGACCGGCUAACACAACUCCAAGACGCUGUCAAUUCGCUUGCCGAUCAGUUUUGUAAUGCCAUCGGCGUCCUGCAACAGUGUGCACCCCCUGCAUCGUUCAGUAACAUCCAGACUGCUAUCAACAAAGAUCAACCAGCUAACCCAACUGAAGAAUAUGCCCAGCUGUUUGCAGCUCUUAUAGCCAGAACAGCCAAAGAUGUGGAUGUACUAAUUGACUCCCUGCCCAGUGAGGAAUCCACGGCAGCUCUGCAGGCGGCCAGUCUGCGGCAGCUGGAGGAGGAGAACCACGAAGCAGCAGCUCGUCUGGAGGAGGUGGUUUACCGCGGCGACAUGCUGCUGGAGAAGAUCCAGAGUGCGCUGGCCGACAUUGCCCAGUCUCAGCUCCGCACUCGCAACGGGGCGCCCAGCCAGCCGUCACCAGCCGAAUCCUGACGAGCAGAACGAACGCCACUUUGGACUAUUUCCAGUCAUUUCGCUCACAUUUUGACUCUUUACUUUUGCCCUCUGACACCAACUACAAGCCUCAAAACUCUCAAACACAGCUGAACGUGUGCUGAAAUGUCAAAUGUUUCUGAGUGACAAACUAAACGCCGAACUGUUUUCUGUGGAUGAGACAAAUAGGAUUCUUUUUACCUAAAAAGUUAAGGUGUCACGCUAACUUUUUGUGUUCUCCAAGUAGUUCCUCAUGAAGAGCAUACACUCACAGGAAGUUUAGAAGAAACUUUCUCACAGUUCCACAGAGUCUGGCCUGCCAUUUUUGUAUGUUUUCUGUACAAUAUAUGUUGUAUAUUGAUGUCUAUUGUAGAUAUUUAUGAAUUAAAUAAUCAUAGCUCUUGUUCACUCCUCAGUCUGCUUUAAAUAGUUACAAGUUUCAGCUCACUGUAACUCCAUGGCUGAUGAGUCUUUCCUUUUUUCAAUAAACUGUCACAAACA